Herpailurus yagouaroundi (jaguarundi) is the source of this 887-nucleotide messenger RNA. RefSeq names its product intraflagellar transport 43 (gene IFT43). Gene Ontology annotation, cellular component: cilium; intraciliary transport particle A. The transcript has 9 exons. Gene Ontology annotation, biological process: intraciliary retrograde transport. The record is from RefSeq and is a predicted model, not a curated record. NCBI's taxonomy places the organism in Eukaryota, Metazoa, Chordata, Mammalia, Carnivora, Felidae. Bases 68 to 691 code for a protein of 207 amino acids.
GGAGCCAUCGUCAGGGACGCGACUGGGCCGCUUGGUUUCCAGGAAGUGACGUCAGGCGGCCGCGGAGAUGGAGGACGUCCUGGACUUAGGCGAGGAGCGACGCCGCGGCUCGGCCACCUCCGGGCCCAAGAUGGGUCGCCGAGCUCAGCAGGAGUCAGCUCAAGUGGACAAUCAUCUCAGUAACAAGAACUCCUCUUCGAUUCUGACUGGAGAGGCUCCCCCUCCCAAGCCGCCGCGCAGGCAAGGAGGCUGGGCAGAUGAUUCCACGAAGGCUUCAAAGUCAGGAAGGAGGGCUUCUGAAGAAAUAGAAGAUCACCGCCUCAGACAGCAGAGCUUGGAUGGAUCAGAUGACGGAGGAGAUAUUCCUGUUAUUCCGGAUCUGGAAGAAGUACAGGAAGAAGACUUUGCUUUGCAGGUGGCAGCCCCCCCCAGCAUCCAGGUCAACCGGGUGAUGACCUACCGUGACCUGGACAAUGACCUCAUGAAGUACUCAGCCUUUCAGACCUUGGAUGGAGAGAUUGACCUGAAGCUCCUCACCAAAGUCCUGGCGCCAGAGCACGAAGUCCGAGAGGAUGACGUCAGCUGGGACUGGGACCGUCUGUACACCGAGGUGUCCUCAGAGCUCCUCACCGAAUGGGACCUGCUGCAGGCGGAGAAGGAGGACCCCGUGGGACAGCCCACGCACACCUGAGCCCUCGGCGGUCAGCAGACUGCUGUCCCCGCACAGAGUAAUUUCUGCUUCGGACUUGAAAAAACGCGAUAAGCCUACAGCUGAAGAAGCUUGCCGGUAGCUUAGCAUUUUUGUAUGGAAUAUUUUGUAAUAAAAAUGCUUAUUUUCGGUAGACCAUGUUGGAUCAUUCAAGUGUAAUAAAUUGCUUUACGCUGUG